Vombatus ursinus (common wombat) is the source of this 648-nucleotide messenger RNA. RefSeq names its product crystallin beta A1 (gene CRYBA1). Gene Ontology annotation, biological process: lens development in camera-type eye; visual perception. The transcript has 6 exons. Lineage: Eukaryota; Metazoa; Chordata; Mammalia; Diprotodontia; Vombatidae. Gene Ontology annotation, molecular function: structural constituent of eye lens. The coding region runs from base 1 to 648 and encodes 215 amino acids. The record is from RefSeq and is a predicted model, not a curated record.
AUGGAGACCCAGGCUGUCCAGAGGGAGCUCGAAACCGCGCCGGCUGCUAGGAUGGCUCAGACAAACCCUUUGCCUGGGCCUCUAGGGCCAUGGAAGGUAACCAUCUAUGACCAGGAGAACUUCCAGGGGAAGCGGAUGGAGUUCACGGGCCCCUGCCCCAAUGUCUCCGAGUGCAGCUUUGACAAUGUCAGAUCCCUGAAGGUGGAAUGUGGCGCAUGGAUCGGUUAUGAACACACAAGCUUCUGUGGGCAGCAGUUUGUCCUGGAGAGAGGAGAGUAUCCGCGUUGGGAAGCCUGGAGUGGGAGCAAUGCCUACCACGUGGAGCGUCUCAUGUCCUUUCGCCCAAUCUGCGCCGCGAACCAUAAGGAAUCCAAGAUCAUGAUCUUUGAGAAAGAAAACUUCAUUGGCCGCCAGUGGGAGAUCUGCGAUGACUACCCCUCCUUGCAGGCCAUGGGCUGGUGCAACAAUGAAGUUGGUUCCAUGAAGAUACAAUGUGGAGCAUGGGUCUGCUACCAAUAUCCUGGAUACCGUGGGUACCAGUAUAUCUUGGAGUGCGAUCACCAUGGAGGAGACUAUAAGCACUGGAGAGAAUGGGGCUCUCACGCCCAGACUUUCCAGAUUCAGUCAAUCCGACGCAUCCAGCAGUAG